UAAAUGAAUCAGAUGUAGUAGUGAAACGCCACCUGGCGAUCAAAUUGUGUUCACCCUGAAAACGCUUUAAUACGUAAACUUUCUGAUCCACUUCAUUGAGUGUUCUCAUUGACACACAGCAGUAAACAGAUCAACAUGGGUGAAAAAGGCGUUAAAAACAACUCCAAAAUGCAAGCGAGAAAGAAGUCAUUCAGGGAACGAAAAACAAUAGAACAAAGAAUCGAAGAAUCGAAGAGCAUAAAAUCAAGAUAUAUUGACAAAAUACCAGUAAUCAUUGAACGAGGUCCCAGAGAAAAACAUCUCCCUUUCUUGGACAAGACCAAAUUCCUGAUUCCGAUGGACCUGACUAUGUCACAACUGAUGGGAGUAAUCAGACAACGAUUAAAGCUAAAGAACACACAGACACUAUUUCUGGUAGUCAACAGUAAAACGUUAGUCACAAUGACCUGCACAGUUGCUGAACUUUACCAGAUCGAAAAAGACAAAGAUGGAUUUUUGUAUUUCCAUUACGCAUCACAAGAAGUCUUUGGAGGGCUUGAGAGCCGAAAUUACCACUGCUUUUCACACAAUGUUCCAUGUAAAACGACGGACGUUAGCUGGAGAAGUUCGUGACCAAGAAUUUGAUCAUUAAAAGCCAAUAAAUAAAUAGAUAUAUAAACUAAACUUACUUUUUAUCUGAUCUUACCGAAGAGAUUUCUUUGAAAGCUUGGCAUAUGAACAAACUCGUUGCUACGAGAUAAAUAUAUAUGGACACUUUCGAUGUUAAAAUGAUAUUUUGUCAGCCAUUAAUAAAAAAAAAAAAAACCCCAAAGACAAAUAAAAUGAAAGCUAAUGUGUUUAAUAUCCACACCAAAGAAAAUCAAAAAGACUAUUUUCGGGAAGAUUCAAAGACUUAAAAAAACUAAGCACCUCCUCCCUGCCUCGCCAUUAAAAGACUAUGAAAAAAACCCCCAGCAAAUCAACAACUGCAGUUUUUAAGUACCAUUGCUAUAUUGGUGCCAAAAUUAAUGGUAAAUACCUACCUACCCUUUCUGUAUAUUUGUGAUUUUAUGCUUAUAAAAGAAAUCAUUAUUGCAUCAUAAAAAAGACACCGAGCUGGCAGAAUCGUUAGCAAGCCGGACAAAAUGCUUAGCGGCAUUUCUUCCGGUUUUACAUUUUCAGUUCAAGUUUCGAGCGAAGUCAACUUUACCUUUCAUCAUUUCAGGGCCGCUAAAAUAAGUACCAGUGAAGAACUGGGAGUCGAUGUAAUCGACUAGCUGCUCCCCCCCCCCCCAAAAAAUGUCAAGUUUUGUGAAAGGGUUAUUAGUCGAAAACAUUAUUGUGUGAUAACAAUAUUAUAAUGUGGUAAAAAAAAAAA
This is a messenger RNA of Octopus sinensis (East Asian common octopus), 1357 nucleotides long. Its product is annotated as microtubule-associated proteins 1A/1B light chain 3B-like. Gene Ontology annotation, biological process: autophagosome assembly; macroautophagy; cellular response to nitrogen starvation. The record is from RefSeq and is a predicted model, not a curated record. Lineage: Eukaryota; Metazoa; Mollusca; Cephalopoda; Octopoda; Octopodidae. The transcript has 4 exons. Gene Ontology annotation, molecular function: ubiquitin protein ligase binding. Gene Ontology annotation, cellular component: autophagosome; autophagosome membrane; cytosol. Bases 136 to 612 code for a protein of 158 amino acids.